This is a messenger RNA of Cavenderia fasciculata, 240 nucleotides long. RefSeq lists its product as uncharacterized. The record is from RefSeq and is a predicted model, not a curated record. Lineage: Eukaryota; Evosea; Eumycetozoa; Acytosteliales; Cavenderiaceae. The coding region runs from base 1 to 240 and encodes 79 amino acids. The transcript has 3 exons.
AUGUUUCAGUUGUAUACACUUUUUCAACAUGUAUACUGUCGAAGAGAAAUCAUUAAACUCGAAAAAAGAGUUCAACGUCUAGAAGAAAAGUUGAAUCAUGAGGUACUCCCAUUGAACCUACCUACCAAUAUUGACAGGGAGCGUCUAGAUUUUGAAAAAGAAAAAGACAAAAGAGCUAAUGAAAGAGAUGAAGAAAAGGACAAAAGAGAUAAUGGUUUUAGAGAAAAGGCCUUGAAUUAA